Molecule: messenger RNA, 760 nt
Organism: Aspergillus uvarum CBS 121591
Lineage: Eukaryota; Fungi; Ascomycota; Eurotiomycetes; Eurotiales; Aspergillaceae
Exons: 1
Coding region: 239-538 (99 amino acids)
Source: RefSeq, a predicted model, not a curated record
CUUUAGAGGUCAAACUCCUAGAAAAACCACGACAUGUCUCCCCAAGAAUAAGGAGCAGCCUCAAGUCUCGGCUACGAGAACACUGGAAGCUAUGGAAGGUCGGGAUAGCUGCGAAAGAGCACUGGGAUGACGAGUACAAUUUUCCGCCGGGUCGAUAUUAUGGCCAGAGCCACCCAUAGAUGUGAGUGAGGAUCCGCCAUUUCGUUGGCCUAGGGUUUUAACAUGUAUUGUUUCAGUUAUGCCUGCCUUGGACCUCGUACAAACUACUGCCACUCAGACUAAUCAAGGCAAAACGAACGAUUUCACGAACACAAGUCCCAGAGGAGCCACACAAACUUCCCAACCAUGGGAUCUCAUGAUACCGACGACUUUUCUUUUCACAUUUCACACCCUCAACUAUAUCCUCGGUCUUUUCCCAUUCACCAUCUUCAAGCAUCAGCGCGGCGUUCGCUUGAUAUGCAUGUCGCCAAGACCGCGCAAGGAUAUGUCUCCACCGCAUAGUUCAGCGGGCAAUAAUCGCGCUACAUGGAAUAUGUAAUGUUUGAUUUCACAUACCCGAGAAUCGGGACCUGUCCAUGUUUAUUUUGUCGAUAUAUCUCUGUUACCUUGAUCAUCUCCACUUAAUGAAAGCUGUACUCCGCUCCAUUUCCAGUGAAGUCUUACCUUAUAUUUUUCGAGAAGACUUGGUCAACUUAUUAUUCUUUCUUCACUCUGGUUGCCAUAAAUAUCAAUCGAGGGUUCGUACCUGAAUCCCCGCAUG